CUCUGCAGGAACGGGUAGUUCACCAGUGCGAAUUGCUGAGGACCGACGACAGCAAGUCAAGAAGAGAAAUCGGCAUUUUUUUUGUUAUACUACUUUUCCGAAGAAAGAUUUAUUCAGAUUAAUAAUAAUAUGGUGACCAUAAAGAGACUAGCAAUCGCUGGUUCCAGUACGUUUUUCAUUAUGCUUCUUAUAUACAACGUAGUAUUUCCCGCUAUAUUAAAAUCGAUGGUCAAAUCUCAAGUUAGACUGAAGAAAGGGGAUGAAAUGCGCGGUUUUUGGGAAAAACUUCCGCAGCCGCUGGAUUUUAGGAUCUACGUCUUCAACGUAACAAAUCCUUUUGAGCUUAAAUCAGGAGCGAAACCGAUUGUGCAGGAAGUGGGACCUUUUCACUAUGAUUUGUAUCGGGACAAGGAAAAUCUUGAAGAUCGAGAAGAAGACGAUACUGUAGAGUAUAGUUUGAGACAAACUUGGUACUUCAAUCCUGAAAAGAGCAUCAUGUCUGAGGAUGCGGAAAUUUACUUUUUUCAUCCCCUCAUGAUAUCAGUAGUUUUGAUUAUUCAAAGAGACAAGCCAUCUGCGAUGGGCGUUAUCAACAAGGCGUUUGACAGUAUCUUCCAGAAACCUGAAUCAAUAUUUAUUAAGACCACCAUAAAAGAUCUAUUCUUCCGUGGUAUACUUGUUGAUUGUACGGACAUAACAGAUUUUGCUGGAUCUGCAGUAUGUAACGCGUUAAAGGAAAAGGAAGCUAUAUUUAUCGUAGAGGGCGAAUCACGUUACAAAUAUGGUUUUCUUGCUAAGGCAAACGGGACUCUAUCGCCAAAGCGCAUAAGAGUAAAUCGUGGAAUCAAAAAUUACAUGGAUGUCGGCCGUGUAGUAUCGGUAGGAAACGAUACAAAGAUGAGCGUAUGGUCCGGUGACCCAUGUAACGAUUAUAUUGGAACGGAUGGAACCAUUUUUCCGCCGUUUCUCACCGAAGAUAGAAAAGUCUGGGCGGUCUCUCCAGAUAUUUGCCGAAGUAUGCCCACAUAUUACCUUAGACCAGGAAAAGUUCAAGGUUUCAAAACGCUGCAUUUCACGACAGACUUAGGAGAUCCGUCUAUAGACGAGAAUAUUACGUGUUUUUGUAGUAACACCGAAGGAUGCAUGCCGAAAAACGUAUUUAACGCAGGUCCCUGCAUGAGUGUGCCCAUAAUAAUAAGCCUGCCUCAUUUUCUUAACUCGGAUCCACGAUAUUUGGAGAUGAUCGACGGGAUAAAUCCCGAUCCCGAGAAACACCGGAUGGCUUUCGACUUUGAGAUACUGACGGGCACUCCGAUAAAAGCGUACAAGAAGAUUCAAUUCAACGUGUUGGUCGGACCCGUCCCCAAGCUUAAAAUCAUGAAACAAUUUCCGGAAGCGCUCUUCCCGUUUUUCUAUAUAGAGGACGGACUUGAACUCGGACCUAUUCUAAUAAAACCAUUGAAAAUUGCGUACAUACAGAUUUUAGUCGCAAAGAUACUAAUGUGGCUCUCGAUGCUGGGUGGAAUCGGCAUGAUGACAGUCGCCGGAAUGAGAUAUUAUAAGGAGAGGAAUGCGGGAAACGUUACGAAACCGGAUCUUAUGCCGAAACAAUCAGAGCAGAACAGUGCGACCCAAAAAUCGACAAUUAGUACCAUACAAGCUGAAAUGGUGCCACCCAACAUUGAUUAACAGAGAGUAAUAAUUCAUAAUAAAUAAUAUUAUAUAUUUGCUAUAUACUUAUAAUCUCUAUAAAUGCUAAGAGAUUUAAGAGAACGUUAACCACGCGAUAUUAAUCGGAAUUUACGUGUUGGAAAUAAUAAUUUGAAAGAUUUUGUCAUUUAAUUCAUAUUUUUGAUAACAUGCUUAUAUUAGCAUAAUUCUAAUUAUAUCAUUUUAACGUGAUAUAGUUCCUAUUAUUGUAGCAAUAUUUGUCUUACACAAACGUAUAAUAUCAGAAUUAUUUGUAAAAUAUUAUUACAAUAGCUAUAAUCAAUA
Molecule: messenger RNA, 1995 nt
Organism: Nylanderia fulva
Lineage: Eukaryota; Metazoa; Arthropoda; Insecta; Hymenoptera; Formicidae
Product: sensory neuron membrane protein 1-like
Cellular component (GO): cytoplasm; membrane
Molecular function (GO): scavenger receptor activity
Source: RefSeq, a predicted model, not a curated record